UCUAACGAGGAAAUCGAAGUGGAAAGAAGGGAAACGAUCUAUUCCAAAACCCUACGAUUGCGAUCGAGCGGUUCCUGGACCGUUGGUGUCAAACACGCACGUUAUGUUUGGUCAUUUUGUAGAAGGCAAAUAGGAGUUAAACCACAGGAAUGUCUGCAUUCAAUUCUGCAGUUCCAAGUCCUAGACUGAAUGUUUCAUCGCCCUUAGGUUUGAAAGUUACACCUGAUGCACCAAGAAGAAGGUUGACUUCAGAAACUCUAAAGGGGGGAGGAAUUAGUGGGAGCAAUCCUAAUACUGUGAAUGACCUUCAGGACAAAAUUAUGGUGCAGUCGUUACAUGAUAGAUCCAAACAUAUGGCAGAAUUGAAGAGAGAGUUGUUUGUUUCAGCACUUGGUUCAGGCCAUAGGAAAUUGAGAUCCAAACCAGAGAAGCCCAAGUGGCAAUUUUAUCUAAGCUUUUUCUUCAAGAUUUGCUUGCUAUUAGCGGCCAUUUUAUGGCUUGGUUUGUUGAUAUGGAAAUGGAGAAAUAUGAUUAAAUAUAGCAAGGGAUUAUAUGAUUUUGACAGCGAUGGCAGGUUAACAGAAGUGGAAGCAUCCUUGAAAAACACUGCAAGAAGGUUGCAGGAUCAGUUAGAUGUCGUUGACAAAAAAAUUGGGACUGAGGCAGAGGUUGCAAAGAAGGAGCUGAAUAAGCACGUGGAAGAGACAGAUUUGCUCUCUGAGAAGAAGUUGAAGUGGUUGGUCUCUCUAACUGAUGACUUGGACAAAUCACUUUCAGAGAUAAAAGCCACGGGAUUCUUGUCAAAGGAAGAGUUACAGAUAUUUUCUAACAAGUUUAAAGACAAAGAAAAAUGCUCGGGUAGCACUCAUGAAAUAUUGGAUGAUAUUAGAAAAUUUGCUAAAGAGAUAGUUGAAAAGGAGAUUGAGAAGCAUGCAGCUGAUGGGUUAGGAAGGGUUGAUUAUGCUUUGGCUUCUGGGGGUGCAAAGGUAAUUAAUCAUUCAAAGCCCUACCUUGUUGGUAAGUCUAGCAGCUGGCUGGCUUUUGGAAAUUCCUUCAAUCGAGUUCACCCUGACCCUAAUGCUAAGAAAAUGCUUGAACCAAGUUUUGGGGAGCCUGGACAGUGCUUUGCUUUGCAUGGCAACAAUGGCUUUGUCGAGAUUAGGCUUAGAACUGGAAUUGUCCCACAGGCAGUAACACUUGAGCAUGUCUCCAAGAUGGUAGCUUAUGAUCGGUUGAGUGCUCCAAAAGAUUGCACAGUUACAGCAUGGUCUGAAGGGCCUGGCAGUGAUCCAUCGAAUGGUUCGGAGAAGAAGUUCGUCCUGGCUGAAUUCUCAUAUAACCUGGAAAAGAGUAAUGCGCAGACAUUUUACAUUCAAACUGCUGUUUCAGAACUUGUCAAUGUUGUCCGGCUUGAUUUCUCCUCGAACCAUGGGAGCUCAACUCAUACAUGUAUUUAUCGGUUUAGGGUGCAUGGUUCUGAGCCCACUUCCUUAAAUGUGUCAGCUGAAGGCAAAGAGAAGUACUAAAGUGUGAGUCAUUUUUGCCAACUCAGGAUUUGUACAAUGGAUGACGAUGUUCCAUUGAAGUGGAUGUUUUUCUCAAAUACUGCACAGUUCUUCCUAGGUCAGGUUCGAGCAAUUGUCUUUCCACAGGCUCUACUUGGUGGUUCUCAAGGUGGUAAAAUAGCUAGCAGAUUAACAGCCGCAAGUCGCAACUCCACGAGUUUUGUAAUAAGGAAAAAGAAAUUUCCUGCUGCUAAAGGGAAAAAAAACUUGUUGGAAAUGUCAUCUUGAUAUCACAGGACAGUUUAUUAUUAUUUAUUUAUUUUUGAGUUGGUAUCAAAUAUUCAAGUUAUGCUGGUUAA
This is a messenger RNA of Zingiber officinale, 1864 nucleotides long. RefSeq names its product SUN domain-containing protein 1-like. Gene Ontology annotation, biological process: nuclear envelope organization. Gene Ontology annotation, molecular function: protein-membrane adaptor activity. The record is from RefSeq and is a predicted model, not a curated record. Lineage: Eukaryota; Viridiplantae; Streptophyta; Magnoliopsida; Zingiberales; Zingiberaceae. The coding region runs from base 150 to 1526 and encodes 458 amino acids. The transcript has 3 exons. Gene Ontology annotation, cellular component: nuclear envelope.